Salarias fasciatus (jewelled blenny) is the source of this 1649-nucleotide messenger RNA. RefSeq names its product odd-skipped related transciption factor 2 (gene osr2). Gene Ontology annotation, molecular function: RNA polymerase II transcription regulatory region sequence-specific DNA binding; DNA-binding transcription factor activity, RNA polymerase II-specific. The transcript has 4 exons. The coding region runs from base 372 to 1301 and encodes 309 amino acids. Lineage: Eukaryota; Metazoa; Chordata; Actinopteri; Blenniiformes; Blenniidae. Gene Ontology annotation, cellular component: nucleus. Gene Ontology annotation, biological process: urogenital system development; embryo development; regulation of transcription by RNA polymerase II. The record is from RefSeq and is a predicted model, not a curated record.
AGGCGUGUCGGAGGGCGGGCUGAGCGCAAGAGAAAAAGUGAAGAACCGCACACUUCCAGCCCCAGCUCCGGACGGGACUCCCACGCUGCUGCCGCUGCCUCUGCCGCUGCUGCUGUCUCCCCUCCAAACUUCUCUGUCUCUUUCCACAGCUUUUCACAACUUGUCACAUCUCUGCAGAAGUCUGAGGCAUCAGAGUUGGCUGCAUGGCUUCAUGAAAGUUUCAUGGACUUGGAUCUUGGAAAACUUUUAGCGACGCUUUAUUGGAGCUCGUCGCCUCUCUAGUAACUGUGGAUUACUGACAUACCGCAGGACCUCUGGCAGCUAUUUAUUGGGGGCUCUCGCCGUGUGUUUCCGCUGAGGUCUGAGCCGUCAUGGGGAGCAAAGCCGUGCACGCUCCGAUCCCCCUGCACCCGGCCCUGCAGCUCACCAACUACUCCUUCCUGCAGGCCGUCAACACUUUCCCCGCGGACCAGCUGCAGGGGCUGUACGGCCUCAGCGCGGUGCAGACCAUGCACAUGAACCACUGGACUCUUGGCUACCCGCACAUGCAAGGACUGAGGUCAACGAUCACGGCGGCCGCCCAGGGUCUGGUGGACCCUCGGAUCCCCUUCCCGGCGUUGCCCUUCACGGCCGCGGCGCAGCUCUUCCACCCGAAGCAGGCCGCCGCGGCGCACGGCGUCCCCUCGCUGCACAAGGACAGGCCGAGGUUUGACUUCGCCAACCUGGCCCUCGCCGCCACGCAGGAGGACCCACCGAAAGCCGCCAAUCUGGCGAAAUUGACAGCGGGACUAGGGGGAACCAUCUCCGAGCUGAGCAAGCUGUCCCCGGACAGGAAACCCACCCGGGGCCGGCUACCUUCCAAAACCAAAAAGGAAUUUAUUUGCAAGUUCUGCGGCAGGCAUUUCACCAAGUCCUACAACCUGCUCAUUCACGAGAGGACCCACACGGACGAGCGGCCCUACACCUGUGACAUUUGCCACAAGGCGUUCAGAAGACAGGACCACCUCAGAGACCACAGAUACAUCCACUCCAAGGAAAAACCAUUCAAAUGUCAAGAAUGUGGGAAAGGAUUCUGUCAGUCUCGAACUCUAGCCGUCCAUAAAACCUUACAUAUGCAGGAGUCUCCCCACAAAUGCCCCACAUGCGGAAGAACCUUUAAUCAAAGAAGUAACCUGAAAACUCACCUUCUCACCCAUACAGACAUCAAGCCCUACAGCUGUGGCCGCUGCGGAAAGGUGUUUCGGCGCAACUGUGACUUGCGACGGCACAGUUUGACGCACAGCCCACAUCAGGACUACUAGGCUGGACAGACAAACAAACAAACACACAAAAAACACAAAGGACAAAUCUCACAAAGACAAACCAGCGAAGCCCCAGUUUUCCCUUCUUUGUUUCAUUUCCCCCCCCACCUUGGCUCAAAGACAAUCUCCAAUCAGGACACGUUCACUGCGCCGCGUUACGCAGUGGGAUUUGGUUACACCUGAACAGCGGAGGAGCCUCCACGUCCAGCUUUCACCUGUAAAUAUCAAGACCAUGUAUAUAAUGUUGCUGUUUUUUUUAUUGUCCUUUUCCUGACCUUGAAAUGAAAACGUUGUCAAAAAAAAACAGUCAUAAGUUUAAAAUAUGUUAAAUUGUAUUUUAGAAAAUAA